AUGUCACUGCACCUCAAAGCGUUCCUUGGCUUCAGCCGUACUGCUGCCUCCGCUUCGAAGACGUCAUCAGAGAAAUGCUACCUCCUACAGCUGCCAGCGGAGCUACGCGUAAACGUUUAUGACAAGAUCGCCCUGAACGGCUUUCUCCCCUAUGCAGAUCCUCGCGACUACCAGGGUCUAUUCCUCUCCUGCAAGCAGAUCCACGAUGAGAUGGAGCAAGAGUGCUUCCGAGCAGCACCGGGCGUUCUCGACCACCUCCAAUCGAAGCUAGAUCACUUCCUGAAUCUUGAACCACUUCAGCCUAAGAGCUUCAGCGAACUGAUGAACCUCACAGUCUCUAUCCCUCGCUGGGCAUUGCACAGCCCGCGCAAACAAAAAGCCAUGAUUAAAUCCUUAAAGCCCCUCGCAGCUCUACACCUAAGCAGCCUAAAGCUUCUCCUCGACGAACAACUAGAAACGCGAUCCAUUCUUACCUUGCGGGACCAGCUUCCUCACACCGACUGGCUGGAGUUCCUCCGCAUCGACGCCAUGUUCUACGUUCUGGUGACGUACGGUGUCAGCGACGCCGUCACCUCGCGUGGCGACGAGCUAUACAAGCUACGAACCACCUAUACGGAUAUCAUCACCUUCGCUACACGCGUAAACUGCCUUGUUGCGCCAAACCUGUGCUCUCACGGGCACCACAAAGAUCAGAAGCGGCUUCGUUACUGCAUCUACUACGGCAAGGGCACUGGAGAUAUCCUGUCGCCGAUGCCGUGCAACGUCCGGAAGGUGGUCAUGCCGCUGAAGAAACUUGACCCGGAGACGCAGUGUCAUCCGGCUAUAUAUCCUUGGGGCCUGAGAUUGGCCCGGUGGAGCCCUGGUGUUGAGCAGUAUUAUUUGAAUAAGGAGGGCUAUGUUUGGUGGUGGUCUGAUCAGAAGGGGAAGCAUGGGAGUCUGCGGAGUCGGUGGAGUAAACGGAUGCCGAAGGAGAUGGUCUGGGAGAGGGUGGGGAAGGGGAAGGCUGGGAAGGAAAUGGACGGCAUAAAACUUCUGGCACGUUGUUGCUAG
This is a messenger RNA of Trematosphaeria pertusa, 1050 nucleotides long. RefSeq lists its product as uncharacterized. Lineage: Eukaryota; Fungi; Ascomycota; Dothideomycetes; Pleosporales; Trematosphaeriaceae. Bases 1 to 1050 code for a protein of 349 amino acids. The record is from RefSeq and is a predicted model, not a curated record. The transcript has a single exon.